CUUGCGGAGUAAAGAGCAUCAUCCUCUUCUUCUCUUUGCCUUGAUACGCCUCAACUGGCCAUCCAUAUAGUCAUCCAUAUAGCCAUCCAUAUAGCCAUCCAUUUCAUAUCAUCCCUCGUCUUCAUAUUCAACAUCUGCCCUGUAGACUGACGGCAGUCGCCAGCAGCACACACCUCCAUCCCACAAGGCACAUCAUCAUCCUCGCAAUCGCUCUUCACCCAUCCCGCCCACCACUCAUCAUCCGUCACAACUCCACCUCCCUCUCCCUCUCCCUCUCCCUCCCUCCUCCUUCUCCCCUCCCUUCGCCCGACCUUCCUCCCCCUGCUUCUCGCCUCUCUCCUCUCACCCACACAUAAUCACUAUGGGCCAGAAACCCUCCUCGGAGAACCAGCGCGACUUCGGCUCCCGUCAAGAGGACUGGUACCUUCCUAAUUCGAAUCAUCAUCAUCAUCCCAACAACAACCAGCGAUCCUCCCCUAGCAGCUCCACCACCGGUCAUUUCCCCGGAUACCCUCGAGGCCGCGCAUCUUCCCUGACCGUCAACAAGAACCACUCUACAACCUCCUUCGCCAGCAGUGCGCCUGCCCCACCACGCGGCCCUGGGUACCUGCACGCGAACCAGUCUACGUCCAGUCUUUCCCAAUGGUCGCCUGGUCGCAAGAGCUAUGCCAAAAAGAUUGUUAGUAUCGGCAAGCCCACGGAUGUCGAGCAUGGGAUCCAUGUCGAGUACAACGCUGAACGGCGCAAGUUUAUGGGUAUUCCCGACGUCUGGCAGAACGAGGUCCCAACGGACGAUCCCCUUGACACAACCUGUAUCAGCCCGCAUCUCGUUCCGACCGCACGACAGCCGAGCGGUCCUUCUGAAGAGCACAGGAUUGGAUGGCCAUAUAAUGUCCAACACAAGGCUCACGUCGACAUUGAUAUUUCUCACAAUGGCAAGGUCGGCCUCAAGGGUCUGCCCAACGAAUGGAAGACGGUAUUAGAGGCUCAGGGCAUCAGUGAGCAGGACAUAAAAAAACACCCACAGGCACUUAGGAAGCUGAUGCAGUUUCAAGGAGAUCUAGAACUGCCUCCGCCAUCUCGACCCCCGCCUCCCCCGCCAAAACCCCUCCAAAACAACUUGACAUUACCGACCGUGGGUGCAACCUCUGGAAGCAUGUUGUCGCGCGCAGCCGACACAAGACCGCGACUGGAUCAAAGCGGAACCAUCUCACCCACUAAACCAGACCUUAGCAUUAACCCUAGACGAACCUCAAGCCUCAACCCAGCAGCGCGUGUCUUCCCAGAGUCUCCCCAAUCAUCAAAACUUUCCUUCCAAAAUAGCCGGCCUAUGCAAAGUCCUCGGAGCAACAGCGAUGGCUGGGAUACGAAAACGGUCGUAGGAUCUGCGGCAAGACCAUCUUCGCCUUCACCUUAUGCCAUGGGGCCUGUCAGGGAACAUGGCGAAAUGUCGCAAGAGCAUUAUUCCCGGAACCGUAAUCAAUCUACGGGCACCACAGCAGCAGAUAUGCGGCAGAGUUGGAGAUCGAACCCAAGGGCGAGCGAAGACUCUGAGGCAUCGUCGACAACACGCACUGGUGACUCAAUAUCGACUACGCCAAAACUGAAGCAAUUCCCAGCAGUCCCAACAAGCCCGGGAUCGACUAAUAGGCUGCAGAGCACCGGCCCACCACAUCCUACCGGUACUACUAGUACUGGCUUGAACACAACAGUGGCAUCGCCCUCAGCACCACCGUCUUCAGUAGCACCGUCUUCAGUGGCACCGUCUUCAGCGGCACGAUCUCUCACACGCCCUCCCACAGACUCAAAUCCGCUGCCCAUCUCCCAGUACUUUAAGGAGCGCUCGCCAACAGUGAUGACAUCAUCUCAGAGCGCGAAGCAGAAAGGCAACUCUUCGCCCAAGUCACCUCCUGUUUCUACCAACUCCUCGCAGUCGAUUCAGAUCCCGCUACAUUUGCGUCGAAAAUCCAUCAAGAGUAUGUACGUCAACAUCCCCACGCCCGGCUACGCGGACUCGGGUCAGGAAAACAGCGACCGCAAACAAGAUGGAGGACCGCUCGAGGGCGGACUGGAUCCGCUCUCUCCCGAGGAAGAGGAGAAACGUCAAAAGCUCAUGCCUACAUUGUCGGACGAUUUAUUGCGCAAAUAUGCCGUUGAACCUAUCGGCGCAUCGCCCCUGCGCUCCAGUACACAGACAGCAAGCAAGGGAUCGACUAGUGGCUCGGAUUCAUUGAUCGAAACCAAGGGAUUGGCGAACGGCGUCCAUGCACAGCCAGGAAGCACGCUCCCAGCUAAUGGCACUGGGCUCUCAAUUGAUACUGCUCAGGUUCCCGAUACUAUAUCAGCUAAAACGACUAUGACUGAUGUGUCUAAUCUCGUUGUGGAGGACAAAGAGGACAUUCUUUUCAUCAACGAGUAUGGCCUGCAACCCCUCAUCAGUCGACCCCGCUCCACAGACCCGUAUCAGCUGUACUCUGACAUUGUCAAGAUUGCGGAGGGAGAAUCUGGAUUUUUGUUUUCUGCAACAGAAAAUUCAAUGGGCAACCUGGUCGCGGUAAAGAUGAUCGCCAAAACGGCUACCGCCAAAAUGAAGACGAUUCGCAACGAACUUGAGCUCAUGAAGGCAAGCCAUCAUCCCAACAUCGUCGCCUUUGUUGACUGCCACCUGACAUCAACGGAGCUCUGGAUGGUCAUGGAGCGCAUGGAUAUCUCUCUCGCUGACAUUAUCGCCAUCAACCCAUACCAGGGACAACAUCAUUCAGACCAGGGUCUACUACAAGAAUGUCAUAUGGCUCGUGUUGCUAAGGACACUCUAGAAGCCAUCUCGUAUCUGCACCAGCAUGAGCGGAUCCACCGCGAUAUCCGAAGCGACAACAUCUUACUCGACAUGAAGGGACGCGUUAAGCUGGCGGACUUUGGGCAUUCGGUACAACUGACCAGGGAGCAUCCCAGGAGGAACUCUGUUGUUGGCACACCUUACUGGAUGGCGCCCGAAGUGAUCCAAGGAUGGAAUUAUGGAACUCGUGUCGACAUUUGGAGUUUUGGCGUCGUCAUGCGCGAGAUGCUUGAAGGGGAGCCACCCUAUCUGAACGAGCCUCCACUGCGGGCCAUGUUUUUGAUUGCCAGUGGUGACCUUCCCAAGAUCAACCAUGGAGGAUUGGUCUCUCAAAGAUGUCUUUCAUUCGUGGAGGCAUGUACCUCUGGCGAAGGCGAGGAUCGGCCAAGCGCCAGAGAUUUGCUCAUGCAUCCCUUUCUCGAAUUUGCCUGCGACACCUCAGUAAUGGUACAGCUCCUCGAACGUACCUAUGCGCUGGAAGCCGGCAAUGAAGAAAAUGACGAGGGGGAUGGUGACGAGGGAGAUGGUGACGAGGACGCGGAACAAACUGAAAAGGAGCAACACCCAUUAUUGCCUGAAGGGCGCCACGAAAGUGCUGGAAUGGCCAGUGGCAGUUCGGCCGUGAGCAAAUACGAGAACACCUAUCAGAGUGAUGGGAAGACUGAAGUUGAGGACGAAGAUGAGGAGGAGACGGUUAUUGCAGUGGCAACGAAAAUGACAGCAAGAUCGACAGUCGGACGAGCCAUCGCUUCGCCAGGGUCACCAUAGUAUUCAAUUGCAGUUUAAUAAUAAAGAACCAGCAUAAAGUCUGAU
Molecule: messenger RNA, 3649 nt
Organism: Gamsiella multidivaricata
Lineage: Eukaryota; Fungi; Mortierellomycota; Mortierellomycetes; Mortierellales; Mortierellaceae
Exons: 5
Coding region: 362-3604 (1080 amino acids)
Biological process (GO): intracellular signal transduction; protein phosphorylation; regulation of MAPK cascade
Cellular component (GO): cytoplasm
Molecular function (GO): protein serine/threonine kinase activity; protein tyrosine kinase activity; ATP binding
Source: RefSeq, a predicted model, not a curated record